This is a messenger RNA of Amphimedon queenslandica, 503 nucleotides long. RefSeq lists its product as uncharacterized. The transcript is spliced from 3 exons. The record is from RefSeq and is a predicted model, not a curated record. The coding region runs from base 1 to 465 and encodes 154 amino acids. Lineage: Eukaryota; Metazoa; Porifera; Demospongiae; Haplosclerida; Niphatidae.
AUGGCUACAAGUACAAGCCCUAGUUCUUCCUCUGCUCAUUUUAUAAACGUUUGCAAUAAAGAACUAAAUAUCAAUGACUUUUAUGAUAUUUAUGAGAAAAUUGAGCAACUUUCGGCUUCCUGGAAGCAAAUUGCCAUUUCCUUGCGUCUCAGAAUAAACACAGUUAACAAGAUAGAAGCUGAUUGUCGUGGAAACACUGUCACUUGCCUGCAGAAAGUUUUGGAGUAUUGGUUAAGGAAAGAUUAUGAUUACAAGCGUUAUGGUAUUCCUUGUUGGAGGAGAGUGUGUGUAGCUGUUAAAGAAGGAGGAGGUGAUCCAGCAUUAGCUGAUGAAAUAGUUCGUGAACAUCCUCUACCAGCUAUGCCACCUGCAGGAUCAACUAGUUCAAAAGAUAAAAGUGUCACUCCUGAAACAGAUGAGGUAGCUAUGUCACCAGCAAGCACUGACAGAGCAACAGGUAAUUAAUCAUUCUAUCCUUCAUUGUGAUAGAAGAUAGAAAAAAA